AUGGAGUCUUCGCCUUCAUCGCUGAAUUAUCUCCGUGCGGUGCAACAGCUGCAGAAAAAGACGGAGGAGUUGGAACACGUGCUCGACGAGACGCACCGUCUGGAGCGUGAGAAUGCGGCACUCGUGGAGGAGAAGGCAGCGCUGAUGCAGGAGGUGGCGCAGCUCGAGGCACAGAACCGCGACUGGCGAGCCGAAUUCGGCGUGCUCGAGGAUCAAGUGAAGCGCCAACAGCGGCACCUGCAAGAACACAUCGAACGAGAGGCCAAGAGGCUGCAGGAAUCCAGCGCCAAGUCGCGUGAGAGUGGCGCGGAGAUGGGGAGGCUCCAAGAAAGGCUUCGGGCAGCUGAAGAAGCAAGGGAGGAAGGCGCAGAAAUGGCGGCGCAGUGCCGCCGUCUCUCACGCGAGGUGGCGGCACUAAAACGGGAGCUGAAAUCCGCCAAGGCGAAGGCAACACAUUACCACUCUUCACACACACGCACUGCAGCGGACAGUGCCGCCAUGGAACAGAUCGAGAGCAAUGCGCUGGAAGGGGUGAGAAGUGAGAUUGUAUCUUUUGCGGCGGAGAACGAACGACUGAUCAAUGAGUUGGAGGCGGAGCGCAAGGCACGCGUGGUGGCAGAGGAGGGUGUUGUCAACCUGCAGCAGUUACUGCAGCGACAGCGCGAGGUGAGCGAUCAGCAGCAGCAACUCGCCAAAGAAGAACUGCGGGCACUCAACGCGCAGAACGACGCUCUUUUGGAGGAUGUCAAAAUUCUGAUGGAGCGAGAGGCUGCAGGCAGGAGUGACGUCUUUGCGUCGGGAACCGAUGCCGCACCCCACCGGCGCGUGUCAACUGUGGACCGCGGCAGCAUGACGACAGAGGUGCCAUAUGCGCCCCUCUGGUCGCCGUCCACGCAACGAGCAGGGGCCAUUCAGCCCGUGAAACAGUACCCGGCCACAGUGGAUGACGGCAUAAGCACAACCACCGCGCAGGCACAAGUCCGGGAGCUGAUGGAGAAGGUGCGUGAUUUAGAGAGCAAGACGGCGGAGCAGGCGUUUCUCCUUCGUGAAAAGGAGGCAAACGAGCGCCUUCUCGAAGAACGCGCAGCACUCCAUGCGGAGGAGCGACGGCACCUUCGCUCUCUUCUUGAAAAGGCGGCGACGCCGGAGAAGGCUAGCGAACGCUACGAGAGUAGCCAUAUUGUUCGAGCAGAAGCGGACACAGAGCUGAGUGCCGUACUUGAAUCCAUUAUUGAAUUACUGAGAACAUUUGUGGACUGCGCCGCUCGUCUCCGUACCCGACUUUUGCUUCAGACGUCAAAUACAGACUCGAGUGUGCUCCCCAUCGUGCCGUGCCGUGAGCACAGCAGCCCACACCUCAACGCCAUCUUUAGCCACCUCGGCGGAUUGCGUUACGUCGCCACUAUCAUUGACGAAAUAGGAGAAGCAGCCUCAAAGAGGCCCCAGAAACAAAAAGAAGAACAACAAUGGGAAGCAUUAACCAAAAAACAAACACCCUCCCAAACACCUGAAAAAAACUCGGACAAAACACAAGCACAGAUCACUGAAGGACCGGCUUCUGCCACUCACAACACCACCCGUUCACCAAAAACGGGCUUCACCAGGUAUGACAUUGACAAAUGGUUGAUGGAGAGAAAAGAAAACCUAAAACGGCAAUUACAGCACGCCAACACUCCCAACAAGAAAAACUCGAGCACAUCAUCACACUCCAACCCCGAUUAUCAGUCGGGGGAAACUCUAGAAGAGGCAGCAAAGGAAUUAAAAAAGCCACAUUAUCGCCAAAAAUAUCGAUAA
Messenger RNA from Trypanosoma cruzi, 1794 nucleotides. RefSeq lists its product as uncharacterized. Bases 1 to 1794 code for a protein of 597 amino acids. The record is from RefSeq and is a predicted model, not a curated record. The transcript has a single exon. NCBI's taxonomy places the organism in Eukaryota, Euglenozoa, Kinetoplastea, Trypanosomatida, Trypanosomatidae.